AUGCUCCGCCCCGCCACGUGUGCAGCGCCGAAUCAAGCCAAUCCACUCGAGAAGCUGCCAGAUGAGAUACUGCAAAAGAUCCUCAACUUCGCCAUGCUCCGUCCUAGCCCGUUCUAUAUCGACUGGGAUCGCGACUCUGAGAAGACACAGCAAGGCACCAUCGCCUUCUCCGGUUCUGCGGCAUGUUCGAUCGCGAUGACGAUUGAUUACCCCCACAGCAGCACCACCACGACACGUCUAAUCAGAUGUCUGCCAGACAGUCAAGCCAUCCAUUGUGCCGACUGGCUCCGCAUCAACACGACGAGCCGCCGCAUCCGCAGAUUAGGCAAGGAGGCGUAUUUCGCGAACAAGAUUGUCGCUAUAAAUACGAGGCGGACCUCAUCAGACUCCAAGUUCUUCGGAAAAGAGGACAACCUACUGUUGCGGCAGCGUGUCCGUCACGUUAUCUUCGCGAACCUCAACUUUCAGUCACCCGCCGAACUGAUGAGUAUGCCGAGACGCGUCGCAGUUUUUGAGCGACUCCAACAUUUCACGCUCUUCUACGGCUUCCGUUUAGGGGACCAGCUAGAGUGUCUGACAGCGCCGAUGUCGCACCGGGUCGGGCAAGAAGGAGCACAGUCCGGCGUGACUGAGGUUCCACCGACCUUGAAGGACCUCCUCAGACGAAUUGGAGUGCCAUCGGAGCUGAGUAUGGAUAUCAUGGUUGCAUGUGGUACAACAUGGGAGUUUUAUAGAAGCAGUCUCGCCCAACACGCUUACCCAAUGCUGAGAUUCAAAGCCGAAGCAUUAGAGCAAGCCACGGCAUCCCCUUAA
Messenger RNA from Neoarthrinium moseri, 813 nucleotides. RefSeq lists its product as uncharacterized. The record is from RefSeq and is a predicted model, not a curated record. The transcript has a single exon. NCBI's taxonomy places the organism in Eukaryota, Fungi, Ascomycota, Sordariomycetes, Amphisphaeriales, Apiosporaceae. Bases 1 to 813 code for a protein of 270 amino acids.